UUGAAAGCAGAUGCAGAAAAAAGCAUACCUGCAACUGCUGAGAAAGGCAGCAAGCGUCGCACAGCUGGGAAUACAAAGAAAGUAACACGCUCAACAUUUGCACCGCAGCAAAAAAUUCAGCCACCGCGAUGUUUAAGAACCAAAGCCAACAAAGCAUUGCGCCAGCUGGCACAAAAUGAAGACGAAGAAAAUGCCGAAGGAAUGGAAAGGGAACUUUCUGUUCUUACUACAACUCGCGGAAAGAGUUAUUCACCCACAUUAUUAAUGUUAGCUAUACUCUCACUUGUUAAGGGUAUGGACGCAACUACAAUCUAUUGUAAAGAGGGAAUGGUGAACAUCUACCCCCCACCAACACCGUUCCAACUCUGUUUUGAUGACAACUGUAGAACAUUCAACAACAGUCCAUCAGUAAUGCAAUAUGAAUUGGCGCCUCAUCCCCGUACGCCCGACUACAGGAUAACCUUGCAAUCGGAAAAACGUAAAAAAGACAACACGACAAUGUCAAACACAACAAACAUUUCGUUGUCGGUAAUUACCACAGAAAGGCAAAAUGCCCCCUUCUCGUUAGCCACCUUCCGACCUGCAUCGCUAGCAUCUACAGCUCUGAUACUUAGUUUCGCCAUAUCACUACUAGCCACAUCAAGCUCAGCUUGUCAAAAUGGCUACAUGAGACACUCCAUCGACCUCGUCUGCUCGGAGCGAAGUGAGUGUCACUACGAGUAUAGGCGAGAGGUACUCUUCAAUGACAUCCAAACUAGCCUAUGCAUACAAUUGCGCCAUCGAAACGUAAGCGUUGGUCUCAUAACAAUAGAGCGCGUUUCAGAAGUUUUAUCAUGUGAGAAAAUCGACUUAUUUUGGACCAGAGAAACAUACCAUCGAAUGGACUAUGUUACAAGAUGCCUUGGAAUGGGAUCAUGUCGUACUGACAGAUGUGAAUCCAUGAAAUCCACCGAAAUAAUUCCUGAGUUGAACGAUAGCGCUCCUUACCCAGGAUACAGUUCGUGUUCCACACAAUGCAGCGGCAUCAGAUGCAUGUGCAUAAUCCCUUGGAUUGCUCCAUGGCGAGCUUGUACCUUCUAUCGCAUCUCGCAUAUUCCAACGACUUCUCAAGCAUACGAAGUCUUCGAAUGUGCUGCGUGGAAACCAACAGUCACGCUCAACGUUACGGUAGAAUUCUAUAAUAUCAGAGAAAGUGGCACUAUUUCAUUGACACCAUACUACACAAAGGAAUUCGCACAAUUCAACUUCACCGUAAUUUCGGUACAGACACCCCAAAUUGCCCUCCAUCAAAAAUAUGCACAAGGAGACAACGAAACUCUUGUUAUUCCAAACGAACACAUUUUCCCCGUAAUGUGCCAAAAUUACGAGCAAGCAGUUUCCAACUUUUCGCAAUGUGUCAACACACGUUACUGCGACUGCGAGGUUGAACUCCGUAGCAACAACGAUUACAUCUUACCGAAGUCAAGUCCGCACAUUACGGUAUAUGGCGCACAGAGAAAACUCUUUGCAAAAUAUAACAAAGGAGAAACAACAGUAGCAAUCAUUUCAACUACCAAACUAGAAAGCGCACAUCUGAACAUUGAUUCACCGUGUUCAAUAGAUGUCAAAGAUUUGAAAGGAUGCUAUAACUGUGACCAAGGGAGUUCGCUCGAAAUCGCAUGUCAAGCGAGCAGUGUCUCAUGGGCAACAAUUGACUGCAUGAACAACAUAUUCUCAAUCAGAUGUAGUCCCAAUACUACAGUAACGUCUGUCAAGCUAGCAUUCGAUAGAGCCGUAAUAGACGGAUAUUGCCGCACAAACUGCGGCGGUAAAAAUGUAACAACAAAACUGCGCGGUAUACUUCGCUAUGUUACCUACUCUGGCGAAGCGGAUAUCUUCCUCAGAGCCACAUCCACCAAUGUGCCACAGCUUGACUGGCUACGCGAUUUUCAUCUACCGGACAUGUCCCCCAUGUGGAUGAUCUUGCUUGGGCAUUGGAAAGUCACUCUCGGAACCAUAAUAACUUUGGUGUUGCUUAUCAUACUCACCUAUCUUUUUGGUCCGGCGAUAUUACUAGCUCUGGUUAAAAUGAUAGUUGCAAUCACUAUUUCUCUCGGCAAAUUGGCCGUCCACCUCCUAGAGCUCGCCGUAUCAUCACUUCGAACUACAGUACACCAUGUCAAAACAGAGCUACAAGCAUAA
Cooperia oncophora is the source of this 2181-nucleotide messenger RNA. NCBI's taxonomy places the organism in Eukaryota, Metazoa, Nematoda, Chromadorea, Rhabditida, Trichostrongylidae. The record is from the annotation of a GenBank genome assembly.